Molecule: messenger RNA, 792 nt
Organism: Plasmodium malariae
Lineage: Eukaryota; Apicomplexa; Aconoidasida; Haemosporida; Plasmodiidae
Product: cytosolic glyoxalase II, putative
Exons: 7
Coding region: 1-792 (263 amino acids)
Molecular function (GO): hydroxyacylglutathione hydrolase activity
Source: RefSeq, a predicted model, not a curated record
AUGAAGGCAAGUGCACAAGUGCUUGUUAUACCUUCGUUACACGAUAACUUUGCAUACGUAGUAAUUGAUGAAAAAACGAAAAAGGCAGCAUGCGUUGACCCCGUAGAGCCAGAAAAAAUUCUAAGGAAGAUAGAACAUCUAGGUGUGGACUUAGAAUAUGUUUUAUGCACACAUCAUCAUUAUGAUCAUUCAGGGGGGAAUAUAAGAAUGAAGGAGCUAAGGAAAAAAAUAAAAGUCGUUGGGUCGGCCUACGAAGCAACGCCUGGUGUUAGUGAAAAGGUUUACGACAGUCAAAUUAUCCGUCUAGGGGAUUUAUGUAUAAAAGCUAUACACGCACCAUGUCAUACCAGGGGUCAUAUUAUGUACUAUGUGUAUAGAACUGAUGAAAACAAGAACGAAGAUUAUAAUUAUGAUCCUAUUUUAUUUACUGGAGAUACAUUAUUUAUAGCUGGGUGUGGUCGGUUCUUUGAAGGUAGUGCAAGAGAGAUGUUUAAGAACAUAGAAAAAGUGAAAACGUUAAGAAAGGAAACGUUAAUAUAUUGCGGUCAUGAGUACACCCUGAACAAUUUAAGGUUUGCCUUGAGCAUUGAGAAGGAUAAUGAACACAUGAUAAAUACAAUGAAGGAGGUUGAGGAAAAAAUUAAAAAUAAAAAUCAUUCAGUUCCAUCGACAAUUGAAAAGGAGAAUUUAAUAAACCCAUUCUUUAGGACUCAUCAAUAUACCAACAAAUUUAACACAAAUGACGAAAUACAAAUAUUAGAUAAAUUGAGAGAAUUAAAAAAUGACUUCUAA